This is a messenger RNA of Myripristis murdjan (pinecone soldierfish), 1881 nucleotides long. Its product is annotated as probable G-protein coupled receptor 34. The record is from RefSeq and is a predicted model, not a curated record. Gene Ontology annotation, molecular function: G protein-coupled purinergic nucleotide receptor activity. NCBI's taxonomy places the organism in Eukaryota, Metazoa, Chordata, Actinopteri, Holocentriformes, Holocentridae. Gene Ontology annotation, cellular component: membrane. Gene Ontology annotation, biological process: G protein-coupled receptor signaling pathway. The transcript has 2 exons. Bases 348 to 1613 code for a protein of 421 amino acids.
AAAGGAGUGUGAGAUAAAGUGUGACUUUUUCUCAAUGCCAAAGAACAAGGACUACAUUUCUUUUUUUUUUUAAAUAUAAUUUAUCUGAUUUUAAAUUUUGUUUCAUCUGUUGGGACAUAAAUCCUUGCUUUCUGGACAUCUCACUACCAGUUUGAUGGAGAAAAAUAACACCAUCAAGCCCUGUGCAUAGCUUUGCACAUUCCCACACAUGUAUUCUACAGCUGGGUUCAAUCUCUUACGGAAGGAAUUUGGACAGCGAGCGGUUCUGCCUUAAUCCAGACAUCUGUGAGUAGCUAGCUGAAUAUUUAAUCACGCUAAGGACCGUCCCCCGCAACUCUGCGGACACCAUGGUUUCUCUCCAAGCUGCCAACAAUUACACUUCUACAUCUUCCAACUCCACAACUACUCCUCUUUUCACCUCUCGCCCCCCCAUUUCCACCAUGUCAUCCUUCCUCUCAGACAGCCCCCUACCAUCUUACACCUCCUUUACAAACCAGACUUGCUUAUUUGAGGAUGAAGCCCUGCGUAUAUCCUUGGCAUUGAUCUACUCACUGUUCUUCCUUUUUGGCCUGGUGGGCAACCUCCUCGCCCUGUGGGUCUUCAUCUUCCUCCACACAAGGCGCAACUCUGUUCGAGUGCUCCUCAUCAACUGCGCUGUGGCUGACUUGGUCCUCUUAGCAUGUCUGCCCUUCAGGGUAACCUACCAUUUUAACAAAAAUAACUGGACCCUCGGAUCCAAGGCCUGCAAGCUGGUAGGCAAUCUGUUCUAUAUGAACAUGUACAUCAGUAUAACAUUACUGGGGCUGAUCAGCCUGGAUAGGUACAUGAGAUUGAGGGGAAGAGGCAGAGGGCGCAAAGAAUUGAGGAGGCUGUGGGGGCGCAGCGGUGCAUGGAGCUGGGUAGUGUGCGGAGCGCUGUGGGUGCUGUCGCUGGCGGGAGUGGUGUACAUAAUCACCACAAAAGAAGGAAAUGAGGAAGAGGGGAAAUGCUUCCAAUACAAGCAGCGGCUCGGUGCCAAGGGGAUGGCCUACUUCAACAUGAUGCUAGUGUUCUUCUUCUGGGUGGUCUUCGUUAUGCUGAUAGUCUCCUACGGGAAGAUUGCAGCCCGGCUGCUGAAGGUGUCCUGGAAGAAGCCGGACCUACCCAAUGCCAAGCGGUAUGGACGAACCGCCAAGAAGUCCUUCUUUGUCCUCUUCCUGUUCACCAUCUGCUUUGGGCCUUACCAUGCCUUUCGACCUGUCUACAUUCUCUCCCAACUCAGCCAAUCACUUUCUUGUGAUUACUUGCGCCUGGUGGACAAGACCAAUGAGGUGAUGCUGUUGCUAUCUGCCUUCAACAGCUGUUUGGAUCCUAUCAUGUACUUUCUGUUAUCUGGUUCAGUGCGCAAAACUGCCCUGCGGGUACUUGGAAAUCGCAUUGGCAACCGCCUCCAUUUUCUUCAUGAGGGGACGUCCAUUAGCUCAACGGAGUUGCAAAGGCCGAGUCUGUCAGUGAUAUUACCUAACCCCGCCCAAACCCCGUCUUCAACGACCCCUAGAAACAGCAUCUGCCUCAUGAACUCUACUCUCCGCCGCACAGCACUGAACACACCUCUUCCUACUGGUAAACAAUGAUUGCAUUAAUGACAAUUUAUAUGAUUUCUGUUUGUCUGACUUCAUCUAUGUGUCUCAGCUAUUGCCAAUAUGUUAUCUUCUAAGCAUCUUUGCUCACGGGAAUCAUUUUUUAAAUGUUCUGUUUUUUUUUGCCUGACAGAAAAACACUGACAACAAUGUCACCUUGAAACCAAGGGAGAUGGACUUUACCUCUUGACACAUGGAAAUAUGUGGCACAAAAAUAGGGUUUUUACCAACAGUCUUCAGAGAUGAUGAUAUAGUGUGUCUG